Molecule: messenger RNA, 1569 nt
Organism: Knipowitschia caucasica
Lineage: Eukaryota; Metazoa; Chordata; Actinopteri; Gobiiformes; Gobiidae
Source: the annotation of a GenBank genome assembly
AUGCUGCGUCUGCUGCUUCAUACUGCUACCGCUCCCACGCCGCUCCCUCGCCGCUCCCUCGCCGCUCCCACGCCGCUCCCACGCCGCUCCCACGCCGCUCCCUCGCCGCUCCCACGCCGCUCCCACGCCGCUCCCACGCCGCUCCCACGCCGCUCCCACGCCGCUCCCACGCCGCUCCCACGCCGCUCCCCUCGCCGCUCCCACGCCGCUCCCACGCCGCUCCCACGCCGCUCCCACGCCGCUCCCUCGCCGUCCCUCCCACGCCGCUCCCACGCCGCUCCCACGCCGCUCCCACGCCGCUCCCACGCCGCUCCCACGCCGCUCCCCACGCCGCUCCCUCGCCGCUCCCACGCCGCUCCCACGCCGCUCCCACGCCGCUCCCACGCCGCUCCCUCGCCGCUCCCGCCGCUCCCACGCCGCUCCCACGCCGCUCCCACGCCGCUCCCACGCCGCUCCCCUCGCCGCUCCCACGCCGCUCCCACGCCGCUCCCACGCCGCUCCCACGCCGCUCCCACGCCGCUCCCACGCCGCUCCCACGCCGCUCCCACGCCGCUCCCACGCCGCUCCCACGCCGCUCCCACGCCGCUCCCACGCCGCUCCCACGCCGCUCCCACGCCGCUCCCACGCCGCUCCCCACGCCGCUCCCACGCCGCUCCCACGCCGCUCCCUCGCCGCUCCCCGCCUCCCACGCCGCUCCCACGCCGCUCCCACGCGCGCUCCCACGCCGCUCCCCGCUCCCACGCCGCUCCCACGCCGCUCCCACGCCGCUCCCACGCCGCUCCCACGCCGCACGCCCACGCGCUCCCACGCCGCUCCCACGCCGCUCCCACGCCGCUCCCACGCCGCUCCCACGCCGCUCCCACGCCGCUCCCACGCCGCUCCCACGCCGCUCCCCGCCGCUCCCACGCCGCUCCCACGCCGCUCCCACGCCGCUCCCACGCCGCUCCCACGCCGCUCCCGCCGCUCCCACGCCGCUCCCACGCCGCUCCCACGCCGCUCCCCACGCCGCUCCCUCGCCGCUCCCACGCCGCUCCCACGCCGCUCCCACGCCGCUCCCACGCCGCUCCCACGCCGCUCCCACGCCGCUCCCACGCCGCUCCCUCGCCGCUCCCACGCCGCACGCGCCCACGCCGCUCCCACGCCGCUCCCACGCCGCUCCCACGCCGCUCCCACGCCGCUCCCUCGCCGCUCCCACGCCGCUCCCACGCCGCUCCCACGCCGCUCCCACGCCGCUCCCACGCCGCUCCCACGCCGCUCCCACGCCGCUCCCACGCCGCUCCCACGCCGCUCCCACGCCGCUCCCACGCCGCUCCCACGCCGCUCCCACGCCGCUCCCACGCCGCUCCCUCGCCGCUCCCACGCCGCUCCCACGCCGCUCCCUCGCCGCUCCCACGCCGCUCCCACGCCGCUCCCACGCCGCUCCCACGCCGCUCCCACGCCGCUCCCACGCCGCUCCCACGCCGCUCCCACGCCGCUCCCACGCCGCUCCCACGCCGCUCCCACGCCGCUCCCACGCCGCUCCCACGCCGCUCCCACGCCGCUCCCACGCCGCUCCCACGCCGCUGCUAA